This is a messenger RNA of Gryllus bimaculatus (two-spotted cricket), 273 nucleotides long. Lineage: Eukaryota; Metazoa; Arthropoda; Insecta; Orthoptera; Gryllidae. The record is from the annotation of a GenBank genome assembly.
GUCAUGAUUUAUUCACAAUUCAACCCUCCUAUGAUUAUAAUGAAAAUUCAUUUAAAGAAGAUCUCAAAACCUUGUACAAAAAAUUGGCAGUCAACAGUAAGAGCAUUGUCUUUCUCAUCACUGCUUCUCAAGUGUUCCGUAAUGGUUAUUUUUGGUAUAUUGAAAAAAUUCUGAAGUAUGGAAUAAUAUCAACCCUUUUUUCUGAAGAUGCCAAAGGUCAAUUAACCUCUGCAUUUCAGGCUGCGUCUGAAGAGGCUGGAUUUGGCAUAAGCA